Sus scrofa (pig) is the source of this 1079-nucleotide messenger RNA. RefSeq names its product speedy/RINGO cell cycle regulator family member A (gene SPDYA). Gene Ontology annotation, molecular function: protein kinase binding. Gene Ontology annotation, biological process: positive regulation of cyclin-dependent protein serine/threonine kinase activity; G1/S transition of mitotic cell cycle; positive regulation of cell population proliferation. Lineage: Eukaryota; Metazoa; Chordata; Mammalia; Artiodactyla; Suidae. Gene Ontology annotation, cellular component: nucleoplasm. The record is from RefSeq and is a predicted model, not a curated record.
CUUUCCGAGCCUCCGUACCGCGGUGGAGCGACCUGUGAGCAACCGUCUGAGGCCCCGGGCGUCUGGGGAAGGCUGGCCACCGGCCAGGCCCCAGCUCACCAGCCUCAGGAAUCGUGGGAAACCAAAAUGAGACAUAAUCAGCUGUGUUGCGAGACACCACCUACUGUCACUGUACAUGUAAAAUCAGGGUCAAAUAGAUCACAUCAGCCCAAAAAACCCAUUAAUCUGAAGCGUCCUAUUUUUAAAGAUAGUUGGCCAGCAUCUGAAAAAAAUGCACAUAAUAGCAACAAGUCUAAACGCCCCAAAGGACCCUGUCUAGUUAUACAGCGUCAGGAAAUGACUGCUUUCUUUAAAUUAUUUGAUGAUGAUUUAAUUCAAGAUUUCUUGUGGAUGGACUGCUGCUGUAAAAUUGCAGACAAGUAUCUUUUAGCUAUGACCUUUGUUUAUUUCAAGAGAGCCAAAUUUACUAUAAACGAGCAUACCAGGAUAAAUUUCUUUAUUGCUCUGUAUCUGGCUAAUACAGUUGAAGAAGAUGAAGAAGAAUCCAAAUAUGAAAUUUUUCCAUGGGCUUUAGGGAAAAACUGGAGAAAAUUAUUCCCUGAUUUCUUAAAGUUAAGGGACCAACUCUGGGAUAGAAUUGACUAUAGAGCUAUUGUAAGCAGGCGAUGCUGUGAGGAGGUUAUGGCCAUUGCUCCAACGCAUUAUAUAUGGCAACGAGAACGCUCUGUGCAUCACAGUGGAGCUGUUAGAAACUACAACAGAGAUGAAGUUCAAUUGCCCCGGGGACCUAGUGCCACGCCAGUAGAUUGUUCACUCUGUGGUAAAAAAGGAAGAUAUGUUAGACUGGGAUUGUCUUCAUCAUCUUCAUCCAGCGAUACAGUAGAGGUGGUGGAGAAACAGUCUCAAGAAUCACACAAUUCAUUCUCAAUGGACAUAAUAGUUGAUCCUUCUCAAGCUUAUAGCUAUCCUCAAGCCAAUGACCAUCAAUCAAACAAAGAAAAGAAAACUAAUUUCAUGAAGAAAGACAAAUCUAUGGAGUGGUUUACAGGAAGUGAAGAAUGAGAUGGCUCAACUAAACC